Phytomonas sp. EM1 is the source of this 431-nucleotide messenger RNA. NCBI's taxonomy places the organism in Eukaryota, Euglenozoa, Kinetoplastea, Trypanosomatida, Trypanosomatidae. The record is from the annotation of a GenBank genome assembly.
CGUAAAACACACCUUAUUGUAGACACACACGCUUAGGGGUAGACAUCAUGACUAAAGGACCAAAGGAAAGAAAAUAAAUGCAACACCAAUGAAGCAUGACUCUGCAGCACAUGAUCCUUCGUUUGCUUUAAUCAGUUUUAUCCUGCAUGAUCCCCAUAAUGUUUCACCGACGUAGGCUCAGGGAUAUUAUGAUCCUAGCAAAAGUGUGUGAGGGCGUUGCUUGUUGGAUUAUAGCGAACCACUCUGGUUACGAUCCUUCAUUAUUUCUUUUGAUUUUUGCUUCAAAGUCACCAUGGGGGGAGGGGGUGGUGUAUGUGGAGAUUUUUAAUAUAAAGUCUCUCCUUCACUCUUUGUUUCUUUUUCAGCUUCCUGUGGGCUUUGCGAUGAGGGCAUGCUCAUGAAUAGGAUUUCUCAGGUUUAACGAGAAUCAA